AUGUCGAGAAGUCGGGUCGAAUUUGACGACCGCGAGUAUAUCAGAGAGCCGCGGCGCGCUCCGGUUCGAGAAUACGAUGAGGUCGACGUCCGGGUUCGCGACCGGGUGGCCGGGAACGACCGCCUGCCCGCCUUUAUGCGUGAGGACAACCGCCGCCCCGAGCACGGCCAGAUGGUGCUCCGACAGAGAGAAGUUGAGACAGUCGAGCAGCGGCGUCCACCCAGCCCGGUCCAAGUAACCCAGCGUAUAAUCCGGACCCGGAGCGUCAGCCCAGCGCCAAGGAGGACUGAAGAAGAUGUGCGCUUCCGCCGUGUUGUCAGGGAACCGAGCCGUGGCCCUACCGAGAGGAUUCGCUUCGUAGACCGCUCGCGCUCGCCAUCCCCGGAGGUCCGGGACCGCAUUCGGAUCGUCGAGAGGGAGAAAGAGCGCGCUCCAAGCCCUGCGCCCCCGCCGCGGCCCCCGACACCAAAGGUCAUCAAGGGUCCAACUAUCGAGAGAGAAGUGAUCACGCAUUACCGGGAUAUUGAUCACGGAAUGGUGGUGGCUCGUCCGCCGACUCCCCCACCCCCUGUUCGUCACGACCACCGUGACACCGAGAUCGACAUUUACACCUCUCGGGGUCAAACCGAGGUUGAUAUCCACAGGAGAUCGCAUUCUCAUAGUCGCGCUAGGUCCAUUUCCCGAGAGCGGCCAUCACGACGCCCCGCCCAAACCUGGGAAGAUGAUGUGGUCGUCCAGUCCGACCGCCGCCACCUGCACGUAGAUAUCGAGCGCCGGCGGAGCGUUUCCAGGCAGGGGCGGCGUGCCCAAUCGGCAGCCCCGCCAGUCAUCGACUACGACGACGAGGCGUACGAAAUCACGAGCAAGAUCGACUCGCGCGGCAGAAUGGGCGAGGCCUGGAACGGCAUCACCAAGGACUGGGCCAUCAUCGAUGUGCCCCCCGGAACGGAGCGUGUGCGCAUGGACGGCGCUGGCGGCGCCUCGGCCGAAGUGACGUGGCAAAAGUACAGCGGCGUCCGCCGCACCAAGUUCAUCCCUGACCGCGAUGAAAAGAGUUCGGUAGUGUCGUCGUCGACGAGCGUUUCCGAACUGCGGGCCCCUCCUGAGCGCAGCGAAAGGCGGCUGAGCGUGCAAAUUGUCGACAAGGACCGCGCUGGUGGCAGAGACCGCGAGGUCGAGAUCGAGAAAGUCACGGAUCGCCGGAUUGCCAUCCGCGGCCAGACUCCUCCCGCGCGCCGCCCCGAGACCUGGACCGAGAUUACCAAGGAUCUCGUGUGCCGUGAGGCCAUCCAGGAGAUGAACUACGAGUUUGAGGAGACCGAGUUCUUCUUCUACAUCGUCGAGUACCUGUCCUAUGAGGACGUCCUCCGCCUGGUGCAGCUUUCGGACCGCAUCCGCGCAUCCCGCAAGCAGCGCGCCCACGAGAUCGCCUAUGAGCGCGAGUGGCGCGACGACUAUGAGCACCGCAACCACCACCAUCACCACCGCCACCGCUACUCGAUCGACUACGAGGACGACCGCGUCGUCGAGCGUGAGAUCCAUUACGAGAGCCGGCAUCCCGGGAGGGGUUACCGUCACUAG
Molecule: messenger RNA, 1581 nt
Organism: Parathielavia appendiculata
Lineage: Eukaryota; Fungi; Ascomycota; Sordariomycetes; Sordariales; Chaetomiaceae
Exons: 3
Coding region: 1-1581 (526 amino acids)
Source: RefSeq, a predicted model, not a curated record